Messenger RNA from Oncorhynchus nerka (sockeye salmon), 2650 nucleotides. RefSeq lists its product as uncharacterized. The transcript has a single exon. The annotation marks the transcript as partial. The record is from RefSeq and is a predicted model, not a curated record. NCBI's taxonomy places the organism in Eukaryota, Metazoa, Chordata, Actinopteri, Salmoniformes, Salmonidae.
AUGUUUUCAAAGUGCUGUACAGAAACCCAGCCUCAAACCCCAAACAGUCCCCCUUUACAGAAACCCAGCCUCAAACCCCAAACAGUCCCCCCUUUACAGAAACCCAGCCUCAAACCCCAAACAGUGCCCCCUGUACAGAAACCCAGCCUCAAACCCCAAACAGUCCCCCUGUACAGAAACCCAGCCUCAAACCCCAUACAGUCCCCCCCUUUACAGAAACCCAGCCUCAAACCCCAAACAGUUCCCCCCCCUGUACAGAAACCCAGCCUCAAACCCCAUACAGUUCCCCCCUGUACAGAAACCCAGCCUCAAACCCCAAAACAGUGCCUCCCUUUACAGAAACCCAGCCUCAAACCCCAUACAGUCCCCCCCUGUACAGAAACCCAGCCUCAAACCCCAAACAGUGCCCCCCUGUACAGAAACCCAGCCUCAAACCCCAUACAGUCCCCCCUUUACAGAAACCCAGCCUCAAACCCCAUACAGUCCCCCCUUUACAGAAACCCAGCCUCAAACCCCAUACAGUCCCCCUGUACAGAAACCCAGCCUCAAACCCCAAACAGUUCCCCGUACAGAAACCCAGCCUCAGACCCCAUACAGUGCCCCCUGUACAGAAACCCAGCCUCAGACCCCAAAACAGUCCCCCCUUUACAGAAACCCAGCCUCAGACCCCAAACAGUGCCCCCUGUACAGAAACCCAGCCUCAAACCCAUACAGUCCCCUUUACAGAAACUCCAGCCUCAGACCCCAUACAGUCCCCCCUUUACAGAAACCCAGCCUCAAACCCCAUACAGUCCCCCUUACAGAAACCCAGCCUCAGACCCCAAACAGUGCCCCCUUUACAACCCAGCCUCAGACCCCAAACAGUCCCCCCUUUACAGAAACCCAGCCUCAGACCCCAAACAGUCCCCCCUGUACAGAAACCCAGCCUCAAACCCCAAACAGUCCCCCCCUCCGUACAGAAACCCAGCCUCCAGACCCCAAACAGUCCCCCCUUUACAGAAACCCAGCCUCAAACCCCAUACAGUGCCCCCUGUACAGAAACCCCAGCCUCAGACCCCAAACAGUGUCCCCUGUACAGAAACCCAGCCCCUCAAACCCCAUACAGUCCCCCCUUUACAGAAACCCAGCCUCAAACCCCAAACAGUGCCCCCCUGUACAGAAACCCAGCCUCAGACCCCAAACAGUCCCCACCCUUUACAGAACCCAGCCUCAAACCCCAAACAGUCCCCACCCUUACAGAAACCCAGCCUCAAAACCCCCAAACAGUCCCCACCCUUUACAGAAACUCCAGCCUCAGACCCCAAACAGUGCCCCCCUUUACAGAAACCCAGCCUCAAACCCCAAACAGUGCCUCCCCCUUUACAGAAACCCAGCCUCAAACCCCAUACAGUCCCCCCCACCCCCUGUACAGAAACCCAGCCUCAGACCCCAUACAGUGCCCCCUUUACAGAAACCCAGCCUCAGACCCCAAACAGUGCCCCCUUACAGAAACCCAGCCUCCAGACCCCAUACAGUGCCCCCUUUACAGAAACCCAGCCCCAGACCCCAAACCAGUGCCUCCCCCUUUACAGAAACCCAGCCUCAGACCCCAAACAGUGUCCCCCCUUUACAGAAACCCAGCCUCAAACCCCAUACAGUGCCCCCCUUUGCAAAACAGCCUCAGACCCCAAACAGUGCCCCUUUACAGAAACCCAGCCUCAAACCCCAAACAGUCCCCCUUUACAGAAACCCAGCCUCAGACCCCAAACAGUGCCCCCCUUUACAGAAACCCAGCCUCAAACCCCAAACAGUGCCUCCCCCUUUACAGAAACCCAGCCUCAAACCCCAUACAGUCCCCCCACCCCCUGUACAGAAACCCAGCCUCAGACCCCAUACAGUGCCCCCUUUACAGAAACCCAGCCUCAGACCCCAAACAGUGCCCCCCUUUACAGAAACCCAGCCUCAAACCCCAUACAGUGCCCCCCUUUACAGAAACCCAGCCUCAGACCCCAAACAGUGCCUCCCCCUUUACAGAAACCCAGCCCCUCAGACCCCAAACAGUGUCCCCCUUUACAGAAACAGCCUCAAACCCCAUACAGUGCCCCUUUACAGAAACUCCAGCCUCAGACCCCAAACAGUGCCCCCUUACAGAAACCCAGCCUCAAACCCCCAAACAGUCCCACCCUUUACAGAAACCCAGCCUCAGACCCCAAACAGUGCCCCCUUACAGAAACCCAGCCUCAAACCCCAAACAGUGCCUCCCCUUUACAGAAACCCAGCCUCAAACCCCUUACAGUCCCCCCACCCCUGUACAGAAACCCAGCCUCAGACCCCAUACAGUGCCCCCCUUUACAGAAACCCAGCCUCAGACCCCAAACAGUGCCCCCCUUUACAGAAACCCAGCCUCAAACCCCAUACAGUGCCCCCCUUUACAGAAACCCAGCCUCAGACCCCAAACAGUGCCUCCCCUUUACAGAAACCCAGCCUCAAACCCCAUACAGUGCCCCCCUUUACAGAAACCCAGCCUCAGACCCAAACAGUGCCUCCCCCUUUACAGAAACCCAGCCUCAAACCCCAACAGUGCCCCCUGUACAGAAACCCAGCCUCAGACCCCAACAGUGCCUCCCCCUUUACAGAAACCCAGCCUCAGACCCCAAACAGUGCCCCCCCU